AACUGUGUGGCCCUGCCAGGCCAGAAGUAGAGCUCAGAGCACUACUUAAGCCCUAUCUGCUUUACCAGAAAAACUUAGAUCUACUUCCUGAUUUCAGAGGAAGCUGAGCGAAUAUCUGUAGCAUAUCAGGCAGUGCAGACAAAGUCACAUGUGCAAGCGCUCACAUAUAGACUGACCUGUCAGGGUUGCAGCAAUGACACUCACUCUGUGAUGCUUCCAUGUGUCAAAGACAGAGAAAAGAUGGACGACAUAGACGCCAUGUUCACUCACCUGCUCGGAGAGAUGGAUCAUCUCUCUCAGAGUCUGAAGACUGAAGGUGACUCACCAGAAGCAGAUUCUGCCGCCCAGACAGAAAAAACCUUUUCAAUUGGCUUCAACGACCUGAAUGAGUCUCUUAAUGAACUGGAAGACAAUGAUCUGGAUGCUCUAAUGGCUGACCUGGAAUCAAAGUCAGCCGCGCAGGAACCCCUUACUUCUGGACCAAACAUCGGCGGUACAAACGAUCAAACUGCACCACCCGCAACGACUCAGAAACAUGAGCCAGCCACUGCCCUUCCUCCUCCGCCAAGCACAGAUGUAUCCUGCAGGAACAUGCAAAUGAGAGAACCCCAAACAAAAGCAGAGAAAAUAAAACUAGCUCUAGAGAAGCUGAAAGAAGCCAAAAUGAGGAAGGUAAGAUCAGCAGAUUUUCUUUUGUGUGUGUGUGUGUGUGUGUGUGUGUGUUUUGCUUUAUUGUCCAUUAUUUCAGAAAGAACCUUUGAGGAUCAUGAACAUUUGGUGGAACCACUGUCUGCUUGGACUCGGUACAGUGAAAACAAAAUCUACUUUUUGCCAAGACCACAAAAGUAUGUGAUGUUCACAGAUCCUCAGAUAUUUUACAUGUGGAAAAAGGAUAAGGCAGCAUUGAGUGCGAUUAACCAGCAGGCUAAAGAUCUCCUUGUCAAGGAGAAUUUCGGGGGUUCGACUUUGAUCGUUCCCGACCUAGAGGGCACACUUUACCUCAAAGAAGAUGGGAAGAAGGUUUGGAAACCGCGCUACUUUGUGCUCAGGGCUUCGGGCAUCUACUUUGUGCCCAAAGGAAAAACAAAGUCGUCCACUGAUCUCGCCUGCUUUGUCCAUUUUGAAAAAAUCAACAUCUAUAUGACCAAGAACUACAAACAGAAGUACAGAGCUCCCACCAACUUCUGCUUCAUGCUAAAGCACCCAUGCAUCCAGAAAGACUCUCCCUACAUCAAGUUACUUUGCUGUGAUGAUGAAAAAACACUGGUGCUUUGGGUCAACUCCAUCAGAAUAGCCAAGUAUGGAACCGCCCUGUAUAAAAACUACCAGGCAGCGAUGAAGAGAGCUUCUCCUACGAAAACCCUUCAGUCUGCUGCAUAUAAAGAAAAAUCCAGUGGUCACACCCCUGACCCGGGUCUAUCAGCACCCAAAACCGCAAACCAUACUGAAGACUACGAAUAUGAGCCACCACCCGACUUCAUUCCUCCUCCCCCUCCAGAACGUACAUCCUUUUGA
This is a messenger RNA of Haplochromis burtoni (Burton's mouthbrooder), 1515 nucleotides long. Its product is annotated as amyloid beta A4 precursor protein-binding family B member 1-interacting protein-like. Lineage: Eukaryota; Metazoa; Chordata; Actinopteri; Cichliformes; Cichlidae. Gene Ontology annotation, cellular component: cytosol; plasma membrane. The transcript has 12 exons. The record is from RefSeq and is a predicted model, not a curated record. Bases 211 to 1515 code for a protein of 434 amino acids.